AGAAGGUACACGCGAGUCAUGGAGAAUCCCCAUCCUCAGCAGGCCUCCGCCAACUCUCCUGAAGAGACUUUGGAAUGGACAGGGAGCGACAAAUUCGAAGAAACGUUCCGAACGGCUGCCGAUGCAGGAAGUGUAUACCUGAAAAGCUGAACAUCCCAGAUCAGCUGCCUGGUGGCUUUGGUUCUGUUACUGCCAAGCCUGUGAAGGGGACCAAAGAGUGGCACCAAAGCAUAUCCAACGAGCUCAGAAACCACCUUGUACAUAAGAUUGUGCAAGCCAUCUUCCCAACGCCAGACCCACAGGCAAUGCUGGACAAGAGAAUGCAGAACCUGGUUGCCUAUGCCAGGAAGGUGGAAGGGGACAUGUUUGAGAUGGCAAACUCUAGAGUUGAGUACUACCACCUCCUUGGUGAGAAAAUCUACAAGAUUCAGAAGGAGAUGGAAGAGAAGCGUCUCCAGAGGAAACAGACCACUCCAGGGAUGACAGGACCCCAGGGCCCUCAGGGUCCUCCUGGACCUCCAGACCUCCUGGGCCCCAGGGCCACCAGGACCCCCUGCCCACCUGGCCCUCCAGGGCACCAGGGCCACCGGGCUCCCUUGUGGCUCCGAGUCCGAUCCUUACUCCAACCACAUCAGGAGCCAGCAGCAUCGCAGGAAUGGCAGGUCGCCCGACAGGGCCGCGGCCGGUGCACCCCCAGGGUAGCCUGCUCUCCACCAACCCUCUGGCAACUAACCAAGUGUCUCAGCCCACCUCCAUCUGCCAGCCAAGCAGCCAUACGCAGAUGGGCAUGGGCCCCUUCCCCAUCACCACCACCGCUGAUUCACUGCAUACACACUUUGUACUGAAUUUGGAAUAGGGACUAUUUACAAAUUGAUUAAUUAAUCAAAGUUGAAUAUUAUAUAUGUGUGUGUGUGUGUAAUAUAAAAGCAAUCAUUCUCACACACACACUCUGUAUCAUACUGCAUAACAUCACGCAUCAUGCAAGCUCACCGACCUCGGGAUUCGUGGUUCCACAUGAGCAACAUGCCCCACUGGUGCCCCGCUUGUGCCCCGCUGGUGCCCCGCAGGUGCCCCGCUUGUGCCCCGCAAGCCACGCUCCAUGGCUCUCGCACCACCAUGGUCGGAUACAAGGCGACCCCGCUUGACCUUUCCCUCUCUUCAUGCGGUCAGAGAGAGAGGAACGUCGGCCCGCGCCCCCAGGGCCAUCCGCUGACCAUCUCGCUUCGCAUUUAUUUCUGCUUGUGUGUAAACUCUUAGCAAUAAAGAGUUAAGCCAUAAAA
Messenger RNA from Penaeus vannamei (Pacific white shrimp), 1280 nucleotides. RefSeq names its product histone acetyltransferase p300. Lineage: Eukaryota; Metazoa; Arthropoda; Malacostraca; Decapoda; Penaeidae. The record is from RefSeq and is a predicted model, not a curated record. Gene Ontology annotation, molecular function: chromatin DNA binding; transcription coactivator activity; histone acetyltransferase activity. Gene Ontology annotation, biological process: positive regulation of transcription by RNA polymerase II. Gene Ontology annotation, cellular component: transcription regulator complex; histone acetyltransferase complex.